AUGUCCACCGAGGCCGAGCCGAUGCCUGUGCUGCAGGAGACCAGUCCUGACGGCCACGCCACGCCGGUAGUGGCGGGGCUGAAGCCGAAGAACACGUACCGCCUCAACCGCAUCCUGCGCAAGCCCAAGGCCUCGCUGCCGCCGCGCAAGUGGCACCCUGACGAGGAGGGCAAGCCCUGUGUUGUCGGCGUACCGCCAAGCGUGGUGAAGAAACUCCUUGCAAGUCUCUCGGAGGAGGAGAAACAGCGUGCCGCCGCUGGUCUGGACCCAAUGAGCGCGACGCAGGAGGCACUGAUCCGCCGAGCCGCGCGCUUCGGUCUCAACAUCAGCAGCUCCACCCCCGUCGCGGCUGCGCUCCCAGCGCCGACCUUCAUGGUGGACGAAGAGACGCUGCGCCGCCGCGAGGAGCGCUUUAAGCAGGCCGCGCUCUCGUAG
Messenger RNA from Leishmania braziliensis MHOM/BR/75/M2904, 435 nucleotides. RefSeq lists its product as hypothetical. Lineage: Eukaryota; Euglenozoa; Kinetoplastea; Trypanosomatida; Trypanosomatidae. The record is from RefSeq and is a predicted model, not a curated record. Bases 1 to 435 code for a protein of 144 amino acids. The transcript has a single exon.